Molecule: messenger RNA, 928 nt
Organism: Eruca vesicaria subsp. sativa (arugula)
Lineage: Eukaryota; Viridiplantae; Streptophyta; Magnoliopsida; Brassicales; Brassicaceae
Source: the annotation of a GenBank genome assembly
GGACAAGCGAGAAGAGCGAAGAAAACAAACACCGACUUUCACAGAAAUCGCAGAGGAGAGAUCCGUCCAUAGUUACUGAAUCUGUUAUCUGAUUCCGAUGCCUUCCCGUAGAAGAACUCUCCUCAAAGUCAUCAUCCUCGGCGAUAGCGGGGUGGGAAAGACAUCUUUGAUGAAUCAAUAUGUUAAUAAGAAGUUUAGCAACCAGUACAAAGCCACCAUUGGAGCCGAUUUCUUGACUAAGGAAGUACACUACGAAGACCGCCUUUUCACUUUACAGAUAUGGGACACGGCUGGUCAAGAAAGGUUCCAGAGCCUUGGGGUAGCUUUUUACCGCGGUGCUGAUUGCUGUGUACUUGUCUAUGAUGUCAACUCCGCAAAAUCAUUUGAGGAUCUCAAUAACUGGAGGGACGAGUUUCUGAUCCAGGCGAGUCCCUCUGAUCCAGAGAACUUCCCCUUUGUUGUCAUUGGUAACAAAAUCGACGUAGAUGGUGGAAACAGCCGUGUGGUUUCAGAGAAGAAGGCUCGAGCUUGGUGUGCUUCAAAAGGAAACAUUCCGUACUAUGAAACUUCUGCUAAAGAAGGCACCAAUGUCGAAGAUGCAUUCAUGUGUAUUACCAAGGAUGCGAUGAAGAGUGGAGAAGAGGAGGAAAUGUACUUGCCGGACACAAUUGAUGUCGGAACGAGCAAUCCACAGAGGUCAACAGGAUGUGAAUGCUAAAAGGAUUCUUUUACCUUUGAUCUCGUUCUCUGAGGUUUUUACAAUCUUGUAAAUCUGUUGUCCUGUGGUAAAUUAUUGAAAAUAAAAGCAAACCCUAACGUUAUUUACCGUUGUUGUUGUUGUGCAUUACAUGUAAAGACUUUUGUUUCGUUACUCUACAAUUUCACCAGUUAUCCCUUUUAAGUAUGUUUGAAGACGACGACUAUGGGA